Molecule: messenger RNA, 1731 nt
Organism: Penicillium subrubescens
Lineage: Eukaryota; Fungi; Ascomycota; Eurotiomycetes; Eurotiales; Aspergillaceae
Exons: 3
Coding region: 1-1731 (576 amino acids)
Biological process (GO): glucan catabolic process
Cellular component (GO): cell surface; extracellular region
Molecular function (GO): glucan exo-1,3-beta-glucosidase activity
Source: RefSeq, a predicted model, not a curated record
AUGCGUCUGCUUCAAGUAGCCACAGCAGCCUCCUCUUUUGGAGUUGCUGCUGCCGCCGCCCUUCGAUCUUCUCAGGUUUCUGAAAAUGCUUGCUCCAAUUCUAUCUUUACCGGCGAGAUCCUGCAUCUCUCUGUCAACAUCAUUGAGUACCCCGUUAUUGUUGAUGUUGAGCUAAAGGAGAAUGCUGUCGUCACUAUCGACAAUACCAUUCUCAUUGAAUGCACUAAUGCCCCGACUCACCUGCACACAACGGUCUAUGCAACCGAGAUCGCCACUGUGACCAAGACUAUCUCCACCGCUACUAUUACUGCUCAGCAGGUUGCCGCUGCUUCGGAUGAGGUCACUCGUACCGUCUUGACUCAAGUUGGCGCAAAGGAGACUUCCGCCUCGGAUGCAAGCACUCGCCCUGUCCUGACUGAGGUCAGAACUAAGGGAAACUCCAAGCCGACUGACGCCAUUGCACCCGUAGCCGGUGGCUCUGCUGUCGGAUCCGGGGUUAACACUGCUCUUUACACUGCCUCGACUUCAAACACUGCCGUGCAUACACUCACGAAGACCACGGUCCACCAUGGUACCACUGCAACCAAGACCUACACAGUCACUGCUGCCUCCACUACUGCCACCCUUGCUGCUGGCGAAUGGACUGACUGGACCAAGUUCAAGGCCAAUGGUGUCAACUUGGGAGGUUGGCUCGAGUUGGAGAAGGUCUUCAACCAAUAUUGGUGGGAUCAGUAUGCCCCGGAUGCCGAUGAUGAGUGGAGCUUCUGCAAGUCUCUGGGCUCUCGCUGUGCCUCGGUCAUUGAGCACCACUAUGCCUCUUAUAUCACGACCCAGGACAUUGACAAGAUGGCAAAGACUGGUGUCAACAUUCUCCGCAUUCCGACAACCUACGCUGCUUGGAUCAAGGUCCCCGGCUCUGAGCUGUACCACGGCAAUCAGAAGGAGUACUUGAAGAAGAUUGCCACCUAUGCCAUUGAGAAGUACAACAUGCGCGUCAUUGUUGGUCUUCACUCCCUGCCCGGUGGUGUCAACUCUUUGGAUAUUGGCGAGGCAAUUGGCCACGAUUCGUGGUUCUUCAACAGCACCAACUUGGCAUACUCCCUGCAGGCAGUUGACGAGGUCGUGAACUUCUUUGUUGAGACCGGAUACCCCUGGGCUUUCACCUUGGCUCCUAUCAACGAAGCCUCCGAUAAUCCGACCAAGUUCGCUUCCGCAGAGACCAUGACUACCAACGGUACUGCCUGGGUUGUUCGCUAUGUCCAAGGUGCUCUGUCGCGCAUUGCCCGCGUGGACAAGCGUAUCCCGCUCAUGCUUCAGGACUGCUUCCUCGGCGAGGAGCACUGGUCUCCCUACUUCGCCACCGGCACCAAUCUGGUGAUCGAUACCCAUGUGUACUACUUCGCCGCCUCCGGUGUCUACUCCCAGUGGGCCAGCGGCGCGAUCUGCGGUCAAGCCUCGGUGCUUGGUGGUGAUGGCAAGUUCCCCGUUUUCGUUGGUGAGUGGGCUCUGCAGACGCUUUACAGUAACACCUUCUCGAACCGUAAGACGCUGUUUGACACCCAGCGCUACGCUUGGAGCUACUAUGUCCAGGGUGGCACCUUCUGGAAUGCCAAGCACAAUAGCAGUGCCGUUGUUGAUGGUCAGGGUACCCAGAGGGAUUACUGGUCAUAUGAGCGAUUGAUCGAUGCAGGUGUGAUCACUCGUGCUGCUUCCAAUGUGACCUAUUGUUAG